GUCCUCUGACGUCACCUCGCCGUGACGCGUACGCGGUAGGAAAACUAUAAAGAUGAAUGCCAUGUCUAAUCCAGCACUGAAAAUGUGAAGUUUAGAAGACAUUUGCUAAGUCGAGUCAACUCACGACAGCUGUUAUUCAAGUCAACAACAUCAUAAUGCAGAGUUCAUUUUCAGUACCACCAAAAGAUCAAGAUCUCUCCCUGCUUCCCAGCCCUGUGGAGAAACUGCUGACUCAGAAGAUGUUGGAAUCUCCUGGAAAGACAACCUGUACAGGCGAACCAAAUAUCCCUCCUGGGGCGAUUCACAGUGGGAAAGGCCUGCAGAAUAAGAGUCAGUUUAGAACCAUCGCUCCAAAGAUUGUGCCCCAAGUCGUGGCACCCAGAGUGCUGCCAAGCCCGGUGCCCUCACUCUCUGAUCAGGCGAAUCCAGGCCCUUCCCUCGGCUCCAAGCCCCUGGGGAUGCCCCCACCGAAUUAUGCGCUGAUGCAGCUGGCUGGCCAGGAAGGGACCUUCUCGCUGAUUGCUCUGCCGCACGUGGCCUCAGCUCAGCCGAUCCAGAAACCCCGGCUGCCUCUGCCCGAGAACCUAAAGCUGCCCAUCCCCCGGUACCAGCCCCCAAGGCCCGGCAAAGGAGUCAGAAAGAAGCCGGGGCUUGGUUCCUCCUCCGAGAGGGGCUGCAGCAAACCUGCCCAAACCCAAGCAGCCCCUACCCCACCUGAGCAUCCUGAGCCCCCGCACAAGCCCAACCCACCCAAGCCGGCACCAGACCAAGCCCCAGCUGCGCUGACCAACAGGAGUGGCCACCGAGACCCCGGGCCUCCAGGGACCAGCAACCACGGAGGUUGGACCCCUCCUGCCACCCCAGCACUGGCCACACCGGAGGAGCCUUCUGCCGAGCAGGACCCCCCGAAGAGUUCAGGAGGAGCGAAAGUUCCAGGCAAGAAAACCCCCAGGAAACCUGCUGUUGCCAGUGAAAAACCUCAAGAACCGGUUGAUGCCACCAAAGCCAUUUUGUCGUCACCAGGCGUCAUUGGAAACGCAGUCCAGGUGCCCUCUUCCAUCCCCAGAGGUAAACUGCCCAUCCUACCCUACUCGAGAGUGAAGACCACGCAGGUUUGCAGGAGCGGAGCCGCCGUGAACACUGCGCAUGUCCCCUUCCUUGGGCUCAGGACUGCCGGAGACCAGACCCCUUCCAUCCCGGAAGGCUUCAGUGUGGCCCCGCAGGUGGAGGACAGGGGCCCUGCCCCACCAGCUCCCGGGCAGAGCCCCGGCGACAGUGCCUUCUGUCCAGCCACCAAGCCCGACCUUAACCACAAAACAAAACUGAACGGUGAGACAGCGAAGAGAAGAGGAAGAAAACGCAAGGGCCCAGACGAACUUUUGACAUUUCAGGGGAAAAGGUGGAAAUGUGUCCUUAGUUGUAAAGACAGCAAAGAAAGAGUCAAAAGUGAUCCCGAAGAAUCCAGGGACCAAAAACCGGAGGCCGUGAAAAAAUACCGGAGCAUCAUGCCCAAACCUGUCCUGGUCCUGCCAGCCCUGGCCUCACCCCCGGCCACCCUCCAGCCCCCGCCACCUGGGAGCUUGGGACACGUGUCUUUCGAUCACUCCCUGGCCCCCAAGCAUCUGGACUGGAAGGAGGACGGCCAGCCCCCAAAGCUCGACUCUGCCUUCAGAAACGGGUUCUCCGGCCUCAGGAAGACUUGGCAUAGGUGCCACGUGUGUGACCACCCCUUCCCGUCCAAGCAGCACCUCCGCGAGCACACGAGCGCACCCCCGGACAGCCGGCCCUACAGCUGCCGGCUCUGCAGAAAGGUGUACAAGCGGCGGGGCAGCCUGAGCGCGCAUGUGCGGCUGCACCACGGGGACUCCCGACCCAGGAAGCUUGUGUGCUGCGAGUUCUGCGCCAAGGUGUUCGGCCACGUCAGAGUGUACUUCGGCCACCUGAAAGAGGUGCACGGUGUGGCCAUCAGCACCGAGCCCUCCCCCUGUGAGCCGCAGCCGGGGGACCUGCCGAGGACCCCUUGCGAGGUGGAGGGACUGGUGGAGAGGGAGAUCAAGUCCAGCCUGGAAGAAGACCUCCUCAUGAACCAGAAUGACGAGGCCAGGUUCCAGAUCAGAUGUGGUCGCUGUCAGAUCACUGCCCAGUCUCUGGCUGAAAUCAAGUUCCACCUGCUUUCCGUUCAUGGCGAGGAAAUCCAGGGCCAGUUGCCAGAGGAGCGCUCACCCUCCCCCGGAAGCAGAGCAGCUCAGGGAGAACUGACUAAACAGGCUGCUCCUUUCUCGAAACGUCCUGAGAGAAGGAAGCUGCUCAGGCAUCAUCCCUCAGCUGGGGAGUUCUGUACAGUCCCCAGACUGAAAAGACAACUUUACCUCUAUCAUCAGAACGACAUGGAAACACUCACGAAACAGGAACAAGCCCAGCCAGGACCCAGUGAGCCCGGGGGAGACCCCCAGGGCCCCAGGUGUCCUGGCCCCCAGGCUGCCCUCCCCCUGCCCCACUCUGGCUUUAACUGUGUCCUUUGUGUGCAGAUACUAGGAAGCAAAGAAGAGCUACUUCUCCACUGGGAGCGGCAGCACAAGUGUGAGGACCCCCCCAAACUGUGGACAAUUUUCAGCACGCUCUCCAGCCAGGGAGUUGUCCAACUUUCCAGCAAAACCGGAAAAUGAAACACGGGGUCAGGGAUUAGGAAGAGGUGCGCGCUCUCAGCUGCCUCUGUUUCAUGGAGGUGC
Messenger RNA from Budorcas taxicolor (takin), 2729 nucleotides. RefSeq names its product zinc finger protein 438 (gene ZNF438). The record is from RefSeq and is a predicted model, not a curated record. Lineage: Eukaryota; Metazoa; Chordata; Mammalia; Artiodactyla; Bovidae. Bases 156 to 2666 code for a protein of 836 amino acids. Gene Ontology annotation, cellular component: nucleus. Gene Ontology annotation, molecular function: DNA-binding transcription factor activity, RNA polymerase II-specific; sequence-specific DNA binding. Gene Ontology annotation, biological process: regulation of transcription by RNA polymerase II. The transcript has 6 exons.